Mercenaria mercenaria is the source of this 4701-nucleotide messenger RNA. RefSeq lists its product as uncharacterized. Gene Ontology annotation, molecular function: G protein-coupled peptide receptor activity. Bases 9 to 1418 code for a protein of 469 amino acids. The record is from RefSeq and is a predicted model, not a curated record. NCBI's taxonomy places the organism in Eukaryota, Metazoa, Mollusca, Bivalvia, Venerida, Veneridae. Gene Ontology annotation, biological process: neuropeptide signaling pathway. The transcript has a single exon. Gene Ontology annotation, cellular component: membrane.
UCCUAACAAUGGCGGAAUAUAUUACAGAGCACUGGAACACGGUAUUUAGGAGGAUACUCGAAGUAACUGAGACUGAUUCGCCCAUCGCACAAAAAGAUACCGUUCCUCCCAAGGAACAAGAACAACCCGGGGCAUACGAGACGCAGACGCUAGUAGUGAUAGUGAUCCUCUGUAUAUUCAGCGUAGUUGGCACUGUAGGGAAUGGGUUGGUUCUUUAUGUGUUUACACGUACUACAGUGAAAAUGGCUUCGACUAUAUUCAUUCUUGCACUGGCAGGAACAGAUUUUGUCACAUGCCUUGUGAUCAUACCAUAUACUGUAACAGCUAUUCAGCUAGAAUACUACUUAACGUAUGACGUCUUAUGUAAGACAUACCAAUUUUUGAUAACAUGUACCGUACCACUCUCAGCAUUUAUCAUGGUUGCAAUAGCAGUGGACAGGUACAUCUGUAUUUGUCACCCUUUUGCACAUAUCAUGACUGUGAAAAGAGCAAAAAUCAUAGUGGGUAUUUUGGCGAUAUUUGCGACAAUUUUAGGGCUCAUUACUGCCCUCGGAUAUAGCGUUUAUCAAAUGGAGAAAAAAACCAACGCUACAGAAAAUAGUCCCGAGGUUCAAUUUGCAAGAACGAACAACUCUUCUAACAUUACAUCAAUUGGGACAAACACCUUUCGUACAGAUUUUACGGCAGAAACGUAUCACAUACGAGAACAGGAAGAACAUACAGAAGAACACAAAGUAUACAAAGUUUUAUGCGACGAGUCGACUGUUUUGUGGUCCGCUGAUUUUAUCAAAGUUUAUCAGAAGAUUUACUCAGCAUUUUAUUUAUGCUCUCUGCUGAUUGUUCUGAUAUUAUAUGGCCUUAUUUAUAGCUCCGUUACGAAACAAAGAGCAAAACGACGGGCGCAGAAAAUGGGUGGAAGAGUGAAACAGGUGAAUACUCAUUGUCAGACGGAUGAAUCUACGAUUCCUUUGACAAAUAUAAAUGCGAAAAGCAAAGUCAAUUCGAACCACAAUAAUAUAUCUCUUAAGGUAGAGAUGGAUGGUGAAACAGCUACUACAAGGCUUAUGCCAGAAGAUCAAGCCAACGGAAUAAAAGAAGUUGAAACUCGACCAAUGAAGAAAACAUCCUUACGAAAAGUUCCGGUACCGGAUCCAAAUAAGGAUAGAAGGGAUCAUGACAGGCUGGCAAAUAUCAAGACAGCCGUCAUGCUUUUUAUAGUGACAGCAGUGUUUAUCGUCGCUUUUUUGCCAGCAUGGCUCAUGGCCCAUCGAUGGAUAGGUUUCAAUACUGUCGUGUUCUACAUGUACUUUGUAUACAAUGUAGCCAAUCCAGUGAUCUACGCCUUCAUGAAUCAAAUGUUUCGCGAAAAUAUGUGUAGAAUAUUUAAUAGCUGUCGGAUCCUUGUAAACAGGCGAUAGUUGCAAAAGGUACAUUGUGGCUUCAAUAAAUCAACUGUUAGAUAGAGGAAAGUAACUGAAUUACAUUCGCGCAUUGGAAGAUUAUCAGGAGCGACUGUAUGAUUUUAGUCAUUGUAAGAAAUGAAAAGACUUUUCGAAUCAUUUGAAAAAUGAGUUCAAACAUUUUAGUGAACAGACAAAAUGUUUCAAAACUGUGUUGAAAACAUUUCUUAUUUCAUAGCUAGUACAAAGAUAAUUAAAUUAUGUUUGAAUUACAACCUCUUAGUCAAGGAUGACGGCAAUACAAGCAAAAAAGUGUGUCACAAUUUAUUUGAUUAGUGACAACGGUUUCGAGCGGAGAAAAAUAAAAUUGUGACAUAUUCGAAGGUAAAUAGAAUAUUACAACCAAGUGAUAUUAAACCGAACAGGGUCUAGAUGAUGGAUCUGAAACAUCGGUGCAUUGACCCAAAUAUAGAGUUUACAAUAAAAAGACAGCGUAGUUUCGUCUACACCAAAAUCAGUGAUUAACCUAAGUGUGCACAUAAACAUAUAAACUGAAACAAUAAAACAACUGUUAAACACAAAUUGCAAGAGAUCUUAUAGGAAUGAAGAAAAAAAAAACAUUUUCGAGUUAUCAACAGUUUUGCGCGAUUUAACAAUAGGAAACUGUUAAUGAAAUGACUAAGUCCGGUUUCUCGAGUCAUCGAUGUUUAAGCGGCGGUUUGUAUUUGACUGUAGUUUAACUUUUUGCAAUGUGAUAACUGUAGAUGUUUUUAAGAAGUUAGAAAAUUUCAAAAUAAUGCAAAACGUUUGUAAUGCUAGCUUUUUAUCAGCAAUGGGUGUCGAGAAUAUCGUAUCAAACUUAUAUGUUAAACAAGGUAAUGUUUUUAAGAAAUCCAGUUAUUUCAGUCAGAGUCUUAACUAUCACGUACAUGUAUUGCAGCAUGGUUUAACGGUUUAAGUAUAUAAUCAGUUUAAACCCAAAUGUAUGCAGGUCACAAUGAACUUAUCUUGAAUACUUAAAUGAGCCCUAUAUACUUAAAAUGUGUUAUGUUAUUCUGUAUCUAUUUUAUCUAUCCAAUCGUGAACGUUCAAUUGCAACACGUGACCGUACAAUAUAUUUCCUUAUUAGACGCACGUGCGUACAAAAAUAGACUGUAUUUUUCCCUUAUUCGGACGGUUCAUAAAGUCUCAUGUUAAACAUACGAUAAAGCGCGAAACGCGUGAAAAUGUUCCGAACGUGAAUCGGGUAAAGUGGACGCUAGAUUAUGCGUCUUGAAACGAGAAAGACAUAAAUACAAUAUUCAGUGAAUCAUUUUUAAUGAAAACUAAAAUAAAAUAGAUAUAGAAUAAAAAGGUUAUUUAACAUUGAACUCUACAAUGCAAGAUAUAUUUGGACGUGCAGCCAGCUGGGAAAACCAUAUGGUUUUCUCAGCUUGGUUCUCGUCCAAAUAUAUCUCCGUAUUGUACAAAACAGUGUAAAAAACUAAUAAUAAUAUUCAUUUGCUCUGUCAUUACGGGCACAAAUAGCAUUGUUUACUUUGCAUAUUACUCAAAACACACACCAUAUCCCUACAACUACGGAAAGUUCCGCAACAUUUUAAAUAAGUAUACACAGUUACAUCCCCAUAUACUGUAAGUGUGUUUUCGUAUUCGUUUUGCUCCGUCAUUACUGGCACAUAUAGCAAUUUUUACUUUGCAUAUUACUCCUAACACUCCACAUCCCUACAACUACAGAAAGUUCCGCAAAAUUUCAAGUAAGUAUAUAUACAACAUGAACAAAGUUAAGGUAAAUUAAUCGUUUAUAUUCAUCUUUUUUUUUUCGUUUCUAAACGACGUUCAUACGGCGUUCACCCUCCUUACGCUAAAUAUUUGGACGGUGAUUAUAUCAUAAUGUUUUUGGACUUAGAACGUAAAAAUAUUUAUGUAAACAGGUUCCUACUCUAGCAUACGUAUUGAAUUAUUAUUAUAGCCAUCCGUUUUGUAGGAAGUGACGUUUUUGUUUACCAAAAUUGUGUUAGUGAUGGUGUACAGUACAUAUGCAGUUAUUGCAAAAUUCUUUGCCGCCUAUCUGAAGUUUUUAAAUGCGAUGUCUAUCUUAUGUUUACUUCCAAAUAUAAGACAAUUGUCAAAGUGUGCAUAAGUGGGGCAUUUGGGCGUAAGUGUACAUAUAUAUGUGGUCCGGUGUAGCGAUGCAUUUGGGUCUAAAGAUGCAUUUGGGUCUAAAGAUGCAUAAACUAUUUAAGACUGAGUUAUUGUAUCUUGCAUGAUAUUGUGUCGGAAAUCAUUCAUCCUCCAACAUGUUGACAAGUAGGUAGAUACUUACAGAGGAAAGGUAUAUACUGGUACAAAAUUCAAUUCAGUAGCACUGGGUAGGUUAACUGCCCGCUCUAACUAGAACAGCGUUAAAAAACGGCAUUAAACCCAAAAGCAAAAACAAACAAAUGUAUCUUACAUGACAUUGGGGACAGUUAUACUUCACGUUAUUUCCGUCAGUUUCAUAAUUACUUAAAGUGUAGAAAUGUUGAUAUUCCCCAGAAUAUCUUUUGUCACACCAAUAUUUUUUCUUUGUAUUUCACUGACAUUGACAAAUCUGAGCUGCUACUGAUUUUACAGCAGACAACAUGCACCAAUGUCUGUUUACUUGAAUCUCUUGUGAAAUAAGUUCUGUAACGUCUACAACUUAAACAUUUAGUUGUUGUUGUUUCCGUUACUGUUGUAUCGUUAUGUAAUCAGUAAAAUAGACCAGAAUUAGAUGUUUAAGGACGACUAUCCAUGACAUAUGUUAAUACUGUAUAAUGAAUAUGUGUUUUUGUUGGAAAUAAUUUUAAAACAUAUAAAAAGGUUGUUAGUUAAGAAAACAACUUCAAGAAAUGAUGAUACACUUAUUAGAAUGUUUGGAAGGUUUCCGUUAAAUUGCCAUAGCUAUAUACAAUUUAAAUAAAUAUUAUCACGGAAAAUUGAGUCUUUCUUCAAAAACAGUAUGUUUUGACUGAUAUCCCUGUUAUUUGAUGACAUAAGAUAUUUACCAUUGCAUUUCAAUGAAGACUUUUUUAUUCAAUCCGCCAGAUAAAUCAUAAAUUAGAUUCACAUGUGUCAGUCCUGGUCACUUAAACUUUGUGCUCUUCGUAACUUAAUACACUGCGUUCUCUUAUUUGUCAAUUUUAACGUAUUGUCUGUAAAAUUAUGUUAAUGAUGGUCUAGUUUUUGCUUGCUGUUGGUCUUAAAUUAGGUUUAUGUUGGUCCGAAAUUAGGUUACACUUAUUAUGAUGAAUGGCAAAGACUUCUGCAAUAAAUAAGCCAU